AUGGAGACUGUAGAGCACUGUGUUGCCCUGCUGAAUCGCCAGUAUGCAGGAAAAAGGAAACAAUAUUCUCAGAUCAAAGGGGAUUAUUAUGCUUGGGACAGAGCCACAGGCUUCCUGAGAGCCAGAACAGGAGAGAGACAGCUGGGCAACAAGUGGCAAAGAGGCAAGUUGAGCUCUUGUUCCUGGCAGCCGGAGGAGGCGGCGCGGCGGGUCCGGUCUUGCAGAUGGAGAGACGUGGAGUGGGGCAGCCGCGGGCCGCUCCUCCCCGGCGCCCAACAACGCCCGGGCCCCGGCCGGGAGCCUGACAGCGGCCGGCGGCGGCGGAGGCGUGGGGAGCGCAGCGGGGGGCGGCUCCGUUGUCCCAGCCGCCGCCGGGGGGACCCGCUGCCCCAUCCUCCCCGACGGGGCCCCUCCGCCCAUCGACCGCCGCCAAGAGAUGCGCGCCGCUUGCGAGGUCUGUGGGGUACAAGAUUGAUGGAAGAAAACACUAGCAGAGAGAGAUACCUGAAAAGUGUUUUACGAGAACUGAUCACAUAUGUGAUUUUCCUUGUGGUCUUGUGUGUCUUGACUUAUGGGAUGGUGAGUUCCAGUAUGUACUAUUACACUAGGGUAAUGUCACAGCUCUUCCUGGAAACACCUUUAUCGAAAAUGGAGAAAACCAAUUUCAAAACCUUAUCCACCAUGGAGGACUUCUGGAAGUUCACAGAAGGCCCUUUGCUGGAUGGUCUGUACUGGGAGAUGUGGUACAACAAUAAAACCAUGGCAGAAAACAAAAGUUUCAUUUAUUAUGAGAAUCUGCUUUUGGGGGUGCCUCGUGUUCGGCAGCUGAAAGUGAGAAAUGGGUCAUGCUCAAUACCUGAGGAUUUAAAGGAUGAAAUUAAAGAAUGCUAUGACGUUUAUUCUGUUGCUAAUGAAGAUACUGCUCCUUUUGGGCUCCAGAAUGGAACAGCUUGGACUUACACCAGUGAACAAGAUUUAAAUGGGAGCAGCCACUGGGGGUUGAUUGCCUCAUACAGUGGGUCUGGUUAUUAUCAGGAUCUGUCACGAAGCAGAGAGGAGACAGCUGCACAGAUUGCUAACCUUAAGAAACACUUGUGGCUGGAUAGAGGGACCAGAGCAGCCUUUAUUGAUUUCUCUGUGUACAAUGCGAACAUCAAUCUAUUCUGUAUUGUCAGGUUAUUAGUGGAGUUUCCAGCAACUGGAGGCCUCAUUACAUCUUGGCAGUUUCAGCCAGUGAAGCUUAUCCACUACAUUUCUACUUUUGAUUUCUUCCUGGCAGCCUGUGAAGUGGCCUUUUGUCUCUUCACCCUUUAUUAUGUUGUAGAAGAGAUCUUGGAAAUUCGCAUCCAUAAACUGCAUUACUUCAGGAGUCUCUGGAAUUGUCUUGAUAUCCUCAUCAUUGUGCUAUCAAUAGCAGCUAUAGGAAUUAACAUAUAUAGAAGGUCAACAGUGGACAUGUUACUGAAGAAGCAGCUGGAAGAUCAAAACACUUUCCCCAAUUUUGAACCUUUGGCAUAUUGGCAAAUACAGUUCAACAACAUUGCUGCUGUCACUGUGUUUUUUGUCUGGAUUAAGCUCUUCAAAUUUGUCAGCUUCAACAGAACAAUGAACCAGUUAUCCACCACCAUGUCUCGCUGUGCCAAAGAUGUCAUUGGCUUUGCUAUUAUGUUUUUCAUUAUUUUCUUAGCAUAUGCUCAGCUGGCUUACCUUGUGUUUGGCACUCAAGUUGAUGACUUCAGCACUUUCCAAGAGUGUGUCUUUACUCAGUUCCGCAUCAUUUUGGGAGACUUUAACUUUACAGAGGUUGAAGAAGCAAACAGAGUUUUGGGACCAAUUUAUUUCACUACAUUUGUGUUCUUUAUGUUCUUCAUUCUUUUGAACAUGUUUUUGGCCAUUAUCAAUGAUACUUAUUCAGAGGUCAAAUCAGAUAUGGCCCAGCAGAAGGCGGAAAUGGAACUGUCUGAUCUUAUCAAAAAGGGAUACAAUAAGGCCAUGAUUAAACUUAAAUUGAAAAAAACUACUGUUGAUGACAUUUCAGAGAACUUGCGACAAGGUGGGGGAAAGUUAAACUUCGAUGAACUACGACAGGAUCUCAAGGGGAAAGGUCACACGGAUGCAGAGAUUGAAGCAAUAUUUACUAAGUAUGACCAGGAUGGGGAUCAGGAAUUGACAGAACAUGAACAUCAGCAAAUGAGAGAUGAUCUAGAGAAAGAGAGGGAGGAUCUGGAUCUGGACAGGAGCUCUCUACCACGUCCCAUGAGUGGUCGAAGCUUCCCUCGCAGUCUGGAUGACUCUGAAGAGGACGAUGAUGAGGACAGUGGACACAGCUCUAGAAGAAGAGGUAGCAGCUCUAGUGGGGUUUCAUAUGAAGAGUUCCAAGUGUUGGUGAGACGAGUGGAUCGCAUGGAACAUUCCAUAGGCAGUAUUGUUUCCAAAAUUGAUGCUGUUAUUGUAAAGCUUGAGGCAAUGGAGAGGGCCAAACUGAAAAGGAGAGAUGUGUUGGGAAGACUGCUAGAUGGAGUUACAGAGGAUGAAAGAUUGGGACGUGACAAUGAAAUCCACAGGGAACAAAUGGAGAGGUUAGUGCGGGAGGAACUAGAGCGUUGGGAAUCGGAUGACACAGCUUCCCAAAUGAGCCACCGCUUGGGAACACCACUUGGACUGAAUAGCCAGCCUCGUUCUAGGAGUUCCCGUCCAUCCUCCUCUCAGUCAACAGAAGGCAUUGAUGGAAAUGGAGGCGGGAAUGGCGGGAGCAACAUCCAUGUGUAAUAUUAUUUGUCAAUGGGUUGUUUUAAAAUUUCAAUCCUGUAUUAUAACAGCAAAUACACUAUUUACUAUUUGUUUUCCAAAAACAGUGAUGAAUGCUAAAGCUCCUAGUGUCCCACCUGGGGAUUGAUCAGUAGGCCAUAGGGACAUCUAAUCUACAACCACUGUGUCAGCAGCUGACAGAUGUAAAGUUGGCAUUACCUACCUACCCCACUAAAUAGGGUGAGAUUCCCAUUGCCACCUGCACUGGCUUUAGGACCAUAAUCCACCAGUAGCAUUGCUUAAUGUGGCUGCACUUAUAGGAUCUGUGCCAGAGGGUUUUACAGUUUCCCUGUCUUCAUUCAGUAAAUGCAGCUGUUGUUUUUUUUCCUAAGUAUUCCCAUCUUAAUGCUUGCUAUGCAGCAGGAGCUCAUCUUGGUUAUGUAAAAUAGGACUUUAAGAAUCUACUUUCCCAUUAAAUAAUGCUGGAAAUUAGUUUCAAAGUUGUUGUGAAGUAAGUCUCUUCUAAAAGUUUUGAUUAAUAGUUAGCCAAAAAUGCAUUUAAUUUCUCAACCCAGAUGCUUAAUUUUCCAGUGCUUUAUAAUGGGAAAUAUUAUUCUUAAAUACCUAUUCUAAAAUAUAUUAAUAAGGUGACUUCCUAUAUAGUUUUUCCUGUUAAUUAUAUUCAACACAAAUUACAAACAAAUAACACAAUCUUCUUUUUAUUCUGGAGUUUUCCUUCAGCGUGCUAAGAUUCUCUUUAAUUUAUUUUAAAGGAACGUUUCCUAUAUAUCAGUGCACUAUUACCUUUUUCCUCUGACAGAAGGUCGUGUUUAGUUCAUUUUUAUUAUGAAGUAGACGCAUAUGCAAGAAGCAUGUGAAUAGUGCAUAUCAGUGCACUAUUGCCAGAGGAAAAAGGCAAUAGUUUGAUACACAGGGAACGUUGCUUUAUAUAUUCAGUACUUCAUAUAUUUUAGUGUUUUAAAAGUAGUUCUUUGGGAACUUCUUUACACAUAAGAGAGACAAGGUGGGUACGGUAAUAUCUUUUAUUGGAUCAAUUUCUAUUUAUACAUAACUAAUGUGAUCAUUGUUGUCUUUGUGUCUGUCCAUAGCUGGCUUUUAGGCCAAAUUUUCAAAAAGGAAGACCUCUGAGCUCCGCAUCCAAAACUGCACCUACCCUUUCUACAGUUACAUGCAGAAAUUAGGUAAACAUUAGAUAAAUUGUGGAAAACAUCAAUUAAUCUCGGGGGAUGCAAGGGGAGAGAGAAAUUGACAUUUUGAACAUUUCUGAUUAGCUCUAGCAAGUAUUCAUCCCAAUUCAAAGGCAGGGGCCUAAUUAGCUUCUUAUGUAUGCACUUACCUGACCUGCAUGAGCAACUGAAGGUAUAUUUCUGCAUGUACAUGUUUUUCUGUAGGGAACUACGCUAUAUCCUUUUGAAAUUGUAGUCUUUAGUAUAAUCAGCACUUUUUAGUACAAGGCGUGCUGGAUUUGGGACUGCAGCAGAGCUUUGAAGCAGCAACAGCACUGACAAUGAUUUGAGUUUGGUAUAGAGAAAAUUAGAGGCAACUAUGUACAAUUUUUGAUAGUAGUAUAUAUUCAGAUAUAGUGAAAUAUGGGAGUCUUCACUUAAGCUGACAGUUGCCUUAAGACUUACUGUAGGUUUAAAGGGGAAUGGAAAACUUAAUAUUCAGAUAAAGUACACAGUAUUCUAAGUGCAUAGAUUUGUAGGGUGUAAGAAGGAAAAUGUCCAUGCCAAAGGAUAAGUAGCCUUUUUAUUGAUGCUUAUAGGAAUUGCUUGCUGUAAUUAACCUUAAAUACCUUUAUAUUUUUGUGUUAGUAUUUUUCGUUUGGUGUUGAAUCAAAUACACCUCCAAAUAUUGCAGUUUUCCCAUAUCUAUAUAUACCAGCACUUGUUGUCGUGUUACAGUGUCAUCUAAGACACAUUCCAUAUCACCAGAGCACUUGUCCUUGAUAAAAACAAAACUUUUCAUAUGUUACAUUUACAAGAAAGUGCUGUUCAGUAACUUACUCAUCUUAGGUGAAGGGACUUCUCCCCUACUGAGAGCUGAAAUUUCCCAAUAAACUAUCGGUCAAGCUCCACCACUGCCAAGUGGAUAAGAAAUUAAUCCAAAUGAAUUUAUAUCAUCAUAGUUAAGGUUAAGAUUUUAUCACAGUUAUUUUUAGUAAAAGGCAGGGACAAGUCACUGGCAAUAAACAAAAAUUCCCUGAAGCCCCUGACUUUUACUGAAAAUAACUGACAAAAUGGGGCUGACGGGAUGAAAGCUUGAGUCCUGCUGCAUGAGGAGAGGAGAGGUCUAGCACCUGUUGCCACUGUGGCUCACAGCUCUGGGGUCCCCCCUGCUUCCUGUGGAAGCUGGAAGUCGUGUGGUGGGCCCUCCUAAGCCCACAGUAGCUCAGAGCACCAGAGUCCCUGAUAGCUUCAGCCCUGCCUCCAUGGGGCUGAAGCAGAAAGUGUCAUGGAGAUCUCUGAAAGUCAUGGAAUCCUGGACUUCCAUGACAUAAUCUAAGCCUUAAUAAUAGUAUACAAAACCUUCUGUUACAUUACUGUGUAGGCGGUAUAUUUCAAGGGGUCAGUUGGUUAAUGGUUUGACACAUGGUAAGAUUGUUUUUGCAAGCUCUAGAAAAUUAGCAUUUGGUCUGUUGGGGCGUAGGAAUAUCAAAAUGCCAGAUACAGUAUUAUAUGUCAUGUAGUUAAAGUAAACCAAUCAUCUGACCAAACAAUUUGGCUUCACAGGAAAGAGGUUGCUAGUGCUCAGUUAAAGUGAUCUUUUGUUAUAAAGACAAGACAUGUUGGAUGUUGCUGCAAUAUCAUGCUACAGAACUAAGGAAAUUUGCAUUUGUGAAGUUGCCUUUUCAAAACACUACAGCUAUCACUGUGGUGUCCUAAAAUUGUACCUUUCUCUAAACUAAUACCGAACAAAGCUUUUCUUUUAUUAGUAUGUUAAUUAUGAAAACCAAAAUGUUUGCAUUCAUAGCUAUAUUUGUUCAUCUGUAUAUCUGUAACGUGUCGUUACUUCAUAACAAACUUCAUUUUGAAGUGCCAUAAGCUUUCAUGGGCUAUCCAUGUGUGUUGACAAUGUGCCAUGCCAUAAGUACAUGGCAACUAGACAAAUGUGUUAUACAUUUUUUAUUAUGGUUUCAUUUUAAGUUUAGAUUCUCUUGUAACUGUUACUUUGUUUCUAGGGUAAAGGGUUUCUUCUAAGUAUGUGUAAAGUUUUGCGUUAACAUUUCGUCUUAUUAGGAAGCUGUUAAUUAUGCAAGUCUUCCACAGUUAUCAAAGAUUUAUUGGUCUAUAAUACUGAGCACUUUACUUCCUAAUAAAGAUUUUACAUAGGAAAACCA
Chelonoidis abingdonii (Abingdon island giant tortoise) is the source of this 6109-nucleotide messenger RNA. The record is from RefSeq and is a predicted model, not a curated record. Lineage: Eukaryota; Metazoa; Chordata; Testudines; Testudinidae.